Oenanthe melanoleuca is the source of this 5287-nucleotide messenger RNA. RefSeq names its product lysophosphatidylglycerol acyltransferase 1 (gene LPGAT1). Gene Ontology annotation, molecular function: acyltransferase activity. The transcript is spliced from 9 exons. The coding region runs from base 269 to 1381 and encodes 370 amino acids. Gene Ontology annotation, cellular component: endomembrane system. NCBI's taxonomy places the organism in Eukaryota, Metazoa, Chordata, Aves, Passeriformes, Muscicapidae. The record is from RefSeq and is a predicted model, not a curated record.
CGCCCGCGGCACCGCCUGCUCUUGCGGGGCCGGGGCUCGGCGCGGUCCCGCCCGCGGAGCGCCGAGCCGGCAGGGAGGGGAAGGGGAGCCGCAGGGCGAGCAGCGCUGCCGCGGCCGGGCCAGCCACCUCCGGGUCCAUGAGCCGCCGCCAGCCUCCGCCGCCAGCCGAGACCGCCGCCGCCGGGCCCAGCUCCCCCAGCCCCGCCGCUUCCGCCGCCGCUCCGCCGCCCCGCCGGAGGACGGUCCCGAGCCCUCCGCUGCGAAGAGCAUGGCCGUGACUCUAGAGCAGGCCCGGAGGGUGGGCUAUACCUGCCUGAAAGCACUCCUCAGGUUCGCUUUUAUGGUCGCCAAUAACCUGGUUGCUAUUCCGUCCUACGUCUUGUAUUUAAUUGUGCUGCAGCCUCUCCGAAUAUUGGACAGUAAAAGCUUCUGGUAUAUCGAAGGAGUGUUGUUUAAAUGGCUUUUAGCUAUGGUGGCUUCCUGGGGCUGGUGGGCAGGAUACACAGUAGUGGAAUGGGGUGAUGAUGUUAAAGCAGUGUCAGAAGAUGAAGCCAUGGUGCUGGUGAACCACCAAGCGACGGGUGACGUCUGCACUCUGAUGAUGUGCCUUCAGGAUAAAGGCACGGUUGUCCGUCAGAUGAUGUGGCUGAUGGAUCAUAUUUUUAAGUAUACAAACUUUGGCAUUGUGUCUCUGAUCCAUGGAGACUUCUUUAUAAGACAGGGGAGAACACACCGUGACCAGCAGCUUGUGUUACUCAAAGAACAUCUAGAAAAAUAUUACAGGAGCCGCAAUCGGAAAUGGAUUGUUUUAUUUCCAGAGGGUGGCUUUCUUAGGAAAAGAAGAGAAACAAGCCAGGCAUAUGCCAAGAAAAACAAUUUGCCAUUUCUUAAACAUGUCACCCUGCCAAGAAUUGGGGCAACACAAGUAAUUCUGAAAACGCUUGUAGCGCCACAAGAAAAUGGAACUCCAUCAGGUGGAGAUGCUGUGAGAAAAGAGAGCAAAUCCAAAGGCCUCCAGUGGGUGAUAGAUACAACCAUUGCAUAUCCCAAAGCUGAACCUAUAGACAUCCAAACCUGGAUUCUUGGCUACCGACAACCAACAGUGACACAUGUACAUUACAGGAUUUUUCCAGUGAAGGAUGUACCUGCAGAGCCUGAAGCUCUCACAAACUGGCUCUAUCAACGGUUCAUUGAAAAGGAGGACCUCUUGACACAUUUCUAUGAAACAGGAGCUUUUCCACCACCCAAGGGUCAGACAAAAGCAAUUUCUCGGGAGAUGACCCUCAGUAACCUGUGGCUGGUUGCCAUACAAUCAUUUGCAUUUUUGUCAGGAGGGAUGUGGUACUGCCUCUUUCAGUAUUUGUACCAUUGCCUAUUUUAAAAGUGGAAUGGGACCUGAGGACACAAUGGGAAUCCAGGCUCUUGCAAAAGAGUAUCAUGUUGUAUGUGCAAAUGUGAAUAUUCAAGAGUAAAGGAAAAUACUGGAUGGACUUUUACCUCUCAUUGGGGGAAUUUUAAACUCCACUAAAAGUGAAGAUCAGUAACAUAGUGACCUGAUGAUGUAUUAUUUUAAGAAUUGUCUGUAUUUUUAAAAAUGUAUACUCUCACCCACACUUAAGCAAAUUCAGCAUUUGGACAAAAGGUGCAAUCGUACAACCACCGUAGAAGAAUGUCUGUGACAAGAAAGCUUUGUCACCACAAGUAUUUCUUGGCAUUGUAGUUAGAGCUCAGAAAAUUCAGCAACUUGUGUCUUCAGUAGUGUGUACAGCAUUGGUGUGGUAGAGAUUCCUCAUUUGCACAACGUGUACUUUAUUGCAGCUCAUUGUGCUGGAGUCAGAGAUCCUCGACAGAGCUGGUGGAGGUGUCUCUGUGGCUACACAGUCAGCAGUUGUUGUACCAGACACAUUGAUCUAAACCCAACACCCAAAUAAGAUCCAGUGUCAGGUCUGUCCUGUGAGGAACUGGUCCUCAGACAAGCAUUGCAGCAUCACAGUGUGAUUCAAAGCUGUCCACAUGGGAUGAAUCAGACCAUCCCUGCUGUGGUCUGGCCAUCAGCUCUCCGAGUUCCAUGUGCUACCAGUGUCUCGUGUUAUAGGAAAACUUGGAAAAUACGAAGUCACUCAGUUAAAUUCCCUUUUAGUUCAGAAUGCAGCUCAACCCUCAUCAUCAGUUUUGAAAAUGCACUUUCAAAGAUGAAAAGUCAGUGAAGGAAAGACAUAAAACUUAGAGAACAGAGGGAAGCUUUGUUUGUUAUGCCUUGAAAGGCAGAGCAAUUCUAGCUGUUUCUGAAGGUCUGCUGGUGCUGCUGAUGAUUUUUAGCCACCUUUGUAUUUUGUAUACUGCAGUCCAACCAAGGUGACCUUGGAGUGGUUUAUAGAGGCCUUUUUCUCCCCGCUAGUUGCAAGAGUGCUAAAUAUACUUGUGGGAGAGUUUAAUUCAAUGCCAACCAUCUUAACGUUUUGAUAAGGAGUAAUAGAAGAAACUAGUUUCAUAAAAAGAAAAAAUAGGUCUAAUUGCUAUCAUAAGUCUGUAGGAAGAUACUACUGAAAAAAUAAGUAUGGUAAAUAUUCUGAAUAACUACAUGGAGGACAGUAUUAAUUAGCUCACCACUAAAAUCUUACUGGAAGAAGGGUGGGUUGAACUGAAGGGCAGAUGAGAACAGAAGACACUUUCAGAUGUGUAGGGCAGGAUUCUUUUGAAAGGAUGUUGAUGUACAGCUGUACUUCUGGCAGGUCUGGCUGGCAUUGUGUUUAUGUGAUUAUGCACAGAUUUGUGAGAACUGUUCCUAAAAUAAAACUAAUCUCUCUAAAUACAGGCAGGGUAGCCAGAACUUCAGAUGUUGGCAUACUGCCUUUUACAGAGUAAUUUUGUUGAGAACAAAGUAAGCCCUCAGUAGUUUUGGCUCUGAGCUAGCAAUAUUGAUUCCCCUUCUGUCUCCCUCUGCUGCUACAUGAAUCACAGGAGGUGGUGUGCAGAAUACAAAACCUUGCCAGUGUUCCCUUUUGGGGGGGGGAACAAAGAGCGUACCAAAACACAAAGCAGUGCCAGUUUCUCUGACUUUGUGGAAAAAUACCUUGUCAAAUAUGCCAUCCCUGCACCGCCCCAUGCAGCAGUGGUUGCUCAGUGGGGAUGGAUGCAAAAUGAUACACCAUGGUAAGGUCCCCUGAAGUGUGUGUUCCCUCCCUGACUCCACAGGGGGCUGGAGGCAAAGUACAGUGGUAGCCAAUAGCUUCAUGUCUGAGGCAAGAUACUGUUUAUAAAUACCAUCUCUGCACCUGAAUUCUGGUGUAACCAUUAAAAAGAGGCAGGUAUGCCAUGAUAGAGAGGGACCCCGUGGAGUUAUUUUUUAUUUCAUGUUGCUCUUGCUAAAGUUCAGCUGAUGGAAUGAAUGUAUUUAAUCUGCCGUUUGACAGGGAGGUGUUGGGGCAGCCUAGCACUGUUCUAAGUGGUUGUUUCUGCUGAAUGUGGGAAUGACUCUUAUAGCUGCAAAAGGCAAGUGGCAAGCUACUCAGUGCUGUCCUCCCCCAUGUAGUUUGAUCAGAACCAUAGAGAUGCCCAGAGUACAGCUCAUUUUAUUUUGAGCUAGGACAAACUGGACUUAUGAAAAAAGGGAAAUUUAUAUAAGCAGAUUGCACAGCAGUUACUCACAUCAGGAGAUUGUUCCUUAUAGACCCUGUGAACUCCAUGUAAGAGCAUCUUGUUUUGUUAAAUGCGGUAUUUUUAUUUUCUUUUCCCAGUGGGUUGCAGUCAAUAGCAAGCGUUCACGUGCUGCCUCAAGAAAUUAGCACUGCGCAAUAAUGUUGCAGACAAGCGUUUGAUUGAUCUGGUCCUGUUCAUUUUCACUUUGUUCUUCUGUAGUUCUUUCUCUUGCAAGAUGUUUGUUUCCAAGCACUGGUUGUGGUUUCAGUAGGGUGAGGAAAUAGUGUCAGGUCCCAGGCUUCUCUCCUGCCUGCACUGGGACAUGCGAGGGGCGCCUGACACCGUGGCUCCGUACGGCCGAGUUGCUGUGGGUGACACCAGAAUAGAAACCAUGGGAAAGCAACUCCAAAGGACCCUCCCAGCAUGAUCCUGGAUGCUGUUUCAUGAAAUAGCAAAGGGAAAAAUGUAAAAUGGAUACAACAUGUAGGAAAUUCAGUGUUAAAAAUACCAUGCUGGUCCAGACUGUCUGGAGCUUAGCAGGUGAGUCUGUAAAACAUGAAUUCCUGUUGGCUGCAGUUCGGUUCUACCUUCUGGCAGUUCUGGAUGUAGUGGGCAUUUUGCUGCACCAUCCAUGGGUUGCCUCCUCUGGAGACUUCAAAAUGUGUUUUGAUAGAAAGUGAUGUUAAUGAACCAUACAGUUGAUCACAAAUUAGUAUCACAUUGAAUUUAUAUUUGGGGAAAAACAGUGGAAAAAUGUGUAAAAUUAUCAAAAAGAAAAACUCACCAAAAAGUUCUGAAAGCUGUUGCACACAGAAGGGAGAACAGAGCAAUUUGAGUGCAUUGUGAAUAAUAAGAACAAAGAUGGUUCUCUGCCAGGGUUGCCCACAAAACAUCUCUAGGUUUCUAUGUUUAAUUGUUCACAAAGAAGUUGUUACAGUUGAAGUUUUGUCAGUCCUCACGGUUUAGCUUUGCUGCUCUGUGAAUCCCACGAUGUGAAGAGCACCUGCCCAUCCACGCCAAGCAGUUUCUUCAGUGUCCUGGGGUGAGCGUGCCAUCACUUCAGUCUCACUUGGGUUCCAUGUGUGGUUCUGUUGUCUUGCAACUGUGGUGUCUCUUUUUCUCAUUCUUUUCUUUCUCCUCUUUUUUUAAAGUUGCUGUCACCAGAUGUUGAAAAGUGAAAUUUCAGUUUACCUUGCUUUCCUGGAAAAUUAAAAGCUUCCUUCUCCCUUCUCCCCCAGCAUCACAAAUAAGGUGCAUCUUCUUGCAGUAAAAAUAAAGCGAUCACUGUGGUACUGUUCCUCGUUCACUUGGUUUGCAGAUGAUGCAGAUGAUUUUCUUUGUGUGACACUGCCAUAAAGUGCUGUUAACUUUUCUCACCUGUUUGUACAAGAUAAUAACAGAUACCGAUCACUGUGUGUGACAGGAUUCAACUGCUCCGCUUUGCCUUGACAUAAAUUUUGGGACCAAAGGUACCUAAAACUGGGAUUUCCAAAUCACGAGCCCAGGGUUGGAUGCAUUCUCUUGACAGUCAGCUGGAGAUUUUGUGGUGAUCUGAUACAAUCACACAAAAUAAUUAUACAUCUGGGGUUCUGUAUUUUUUGGAAAUAAUGGAGCCAUAUGAAAUAAAGGGUUAUUUUGCAAAAUUGCA